Messenger RNA from Sebastes umbrosus (honeycomb rockfish), 4507 nucleotides. RefSeq names its product NACHT, LRR and PYD domains-containing protein 12-like. The transcript has 12 exons. Gene Ontology annotation, molecular function: protein binding. Bases 136 to 3339 code for a protein of 1067 amino acids. NCBI's taxonomy places the organism in Eukaryota, Metazoa, Chordata, Actinopteri, Perciformes, Sebastidae. The record is from RefSeq and is a predicted model, not a curated record.
CUCAUGAGAACAGGAAAUAGUUCAGUUAGUUAUUCCAGACUCCAUUUUGUGUUAACGGCACAGAGAGGUGGCGACUGAAGACUGAAGCAGGUCAGUGUUCCUGUUUUACCUCUCAGACUGACUUCAGAUCAGAAGAUGAGUCAUAGUGAGGAGGACAGAGCAGAGCCUCCAGUCUCUGGCUGUCUGUCUAUGAAGAAUGACCAGUCUAAAGAUGAUCCUCCAUUCUUCAGUAAUGAACCUGGACCCUCAGAGUCAAAAGUUCAGUCCAGACAGAGAGCAGAGUCUCCAGUACCCAGCUGUCUGUCUAUGAAGAGUGACCAGUCACUCAUAAUGACUCCUCCAUUCUUCAGUAAUGAACCUGGACCCUCAGACACAAAAGUUCAGUCCAGACAGAGAGCAGAGUCUCCAGUACCCAGCUGUCUGUCUAUGAAGAGUGACCAGUCACUCAUAAUGACUCCUCCAUUCUUCAGUAACGACCCUCGACCCUCAGACACAAAAGAGAAGAAGAGGAGUCCUGCUUCUGUGGACGAGCUGAUGUCCAGAUCCACAACAAGACCUGGACCUCAGACAGCCAGUCAGACCAGCACUGUACAAACAGAUAGCGGUCUGCAGGAGGUUGUAGAUGAACAUAAGAUCAGUCUGAGGAGGAGAUGUGAACGUGUGACUGAAGGAACUGAUGAAACAGGAAGUGGAACCCUCCUCAACAGGAUCUACACUGAGCUCUACAUCACAGAGGGACAGAGUGAAGAGGUUAAUACCCAACAUGAGGUGAUGCAGCUUGAGACAGCUUCCAAGAAGAAGAGCCUCCAUGACGCUCCAAUCAAGUGCCAGGACAUCUUUAAAGCCUUACCUGACCAACAGGGACACAUCAGAGUCGUUCUGACGAACGGCGUCGCUGGCGUUGGAAAAACCUUCUCAGUGCAGAAGUUCACUCUGGACUGGGCAGAGGGCUUGGAAAACCAAGAUAUCAGUCUGGUGGUUCCGCUUUCAUUCAGGGUGCUGAACUUGAUCAGAGAUGAGCAGUACAGUCUUCUCAUGCUGCUCCAUGUUUUCCAUCCAACAUUACAGAAGGUCACAGCAGAGAAGCUCGCUGUCUGUAAAGUUCUGUUCAUCUUUGACGGCCUGGAUGAAAGCAGACUUUCACUGGGUUUCCACAACAAUGAGUUUGUGUCUGAUGUCACCCAGAAGUCAUCAGUCAACGUGCUGUUGACAAACCUCAUCGAGGGGAAUCUGCUUCCCUCAGCUCUCGUCUGGAUAACUUCCCGACCUACAGCAGCCAAUCAGAUCCCUCCUGCAUGUGUUGACAGGGUAACAGAAGUACGAGGCUUCACUGACGCCCAGAAGGAGGAGUACUUCAGGAGGAGAUUCAGUGAUGAAGAGCUGUCCAGCAGAAUCAUCUCACACAUCAAGAAAUCCAGGAGCCUCCACAUCAUGUGUCUAAUCCCAGUCUUCUGCUGGAUCACUGCUACAGUUCUGGACCAAAUGUUGACUACAGACCAGAGAGGAGAGCUGCCCAAGACCCUGACUGACAUGUACUCACACUUCCUGGUGGUUCAGACAACGAGGAAGAAGCAGAAGUAUGUUGAGGGACAUGAGACGAGUCCACAGGAGCUGACGGAGGCUGACAGGGACGUUCUUCUGAAGCUGGGGAGGCUGGCGUUUGAACAGCUGGAGAAAGGAAACAUCAUGUUCUACCAAAAAGACCUGGAGCGGUGUGGUCUUGAUGUCACAGAGGCCUCGGUAUACUCAGGAGUUUGUACAGAGAUCUUCAAAAGAGAUUGUGUGAUCUUCCAGAAAACAGUCUACUGCUUUGUUCACCUGAGCAUUCAGGAGUUUCUGGCUGCAGUCUAUAUGUUCGACUGUUACACAGACAGCAACAUAGAGGUACUGAAGGACUUCUUGGGAGAAGAAUAUGUUCAUUCAACCCUGGAUGUCUUCCUGAAGAGAGCCAUGGAGAAAUCCCUGAGGAGUAAAGAAGGCCACCUGGACCUGUUUGUUCGCUUCCUUCAUGGCCUCUCUCUGGAGUCCAACCAGAGACUCUUAGGAGGUCUACUGGGUUGGACAGACAACAGUCCAGAAAUCAUCCAGAGAGCCAUCACAAACCUGAAGGAGAAGAACAUGGAUGAUACCAAAACCUCUCCUGACAUAGGCAUCAACUUCCUGAGGGGGAUGGACAUGGAUGAUACCGAAACCUCUCCUGACAGUAGCAUCAACAUCUUCCACUGUCUGACGGAGAUGAACGACCACUCGGUACAUCAGGAGAUCCAAGAGUUCCUGAAGUCAGAGAACAGAUCAGAGAAGGAACUCUCAGAGAUCCACUGCUCAGCUCUGGCCUACAUGCUGCAGAUGUCAGAGGAGGUUCUGGAUGAGUUGGACCUGAACAAGUACAACACAUCAGACCAGGGACGACUGAGACUGAUUCCAGCUGUGAGGAACUGCAGAAAAGCUCUACUUUAUGGCAGUGGACUCUCAGAUACUCACUGUGAAGUUGUGGCCUCAGCUCUGAAGUCCAAACCCUCCCAUCUGAGAGAGCUGAACCUGAGCCUCAACGAGCUGCAGGAUUCAGGAGUGAAGCUGCUUUCUGCUGGACUGAAGACUCCAAACUGUAGACUGGAGACUCUGAGAUUGUAUGGCUGCAGUUUGUCAGAGAUCAGCUGUGCUUCUCUGGCCUCAGCUCUGAAAUCCAACCCCUCCCAUCUGAGAGAGCUGGAUCUGGAUGACAACGAGCUGCAGGAUUCAGGAGUGAAGGUCCUGUGUGGUUUUCUGGAGAGUCCACACUGUAGACUGGAGACUCUGAGAUUGAGGGACUGCAGUUUGUCAGAGAUCAGCUGUGCUUCUCUGGUCUCAGCUCUGAAGUCCAACCCCUCCCAUCUGAGAGAGCUGGAUCUGGAUGACAACGAGCUGCAGGAUUCAGGAGUGAAGGUCCUGUGUGGUUUUCUGGAGAAUCCACACUGUAGACUGGAGACUCUGAGAUUGAGUGGCUGCAGUUUGUUAGAGAUCAGCUGUGCUUCUCUGGCCUCAGCUCUGAAGUCCAACCCCUCCCAUCAGAGAGAGCUGGAUCUGAGUAACAACAACCUGCAGGAUUCAGGAGUGAAGGUCCUGUGUGGUUUUCUGGAGAGUCCACACUGUAGACUGGAGACUCUGAGAUUGAGUGUCUGCAGUUUGUCAGAGAUCAGCUGUGCUUCUCUGGCCUCAGCUCUGAAGUCCAACCCCUCCCAUCUGAGAGAGCUGGAGCUGACCCGAAACGAGCUGCAGGAAUCAGACGUGAAGCUGCUGUCUGAUCUUGAGGAGAGUCCACACUGUAGACUGGAGACUCUGAGUGGAGGUAUUGAUCUCUAACCACCAUCAUCCCUGUGUGUUCCUCUGGACCUGACAGAGUAUCAUCAGUGUAUCUGGACUCUGUCCUUCUGCACAGUCUCUGCAGACACACUGAGACUCCUCCACUCCUUCUGCUCCACACUCAACCACCUCCUCCACCUGGACCUGGGUUUCACUUUGUCUUCAUUCAUUCAUAUAUUCUGAAGCCAAAGUGCCUCUGCAGAUCAGUUCUGUUUAUAACAACAGAACUGUAGAUUAACACAUUUAAAUAGGUGUUUCUGCUUUGCUUUCUGUUGCAGCUCCACCCUGUGGAACGAUUUAGUUUUGCAGUUAAUUUCCUCAUACUACUAAAUAUAUAUAUACCAUAUACAAUAUAUAUACCAAUGCCAGCCUUUUUUCAUAUUAUAACAGAUUUGCUUGUAACAAACAGAAAGAAGUAGAUAAAACCUGAACCUGAGGUUUCAGUUUCUCAACUAACUACAAACAGAUUAUGUCUGGAUUUUGGUGGAAAGUCAGCUCCUUAAUAUUGUCUUUUGUAUGUGAUGUUUGAUGUAAAACAAAACAAAAAAAAUCCUGACUAUCUGUUUUUUUGCUGCAAAACAAAUCAUAUUUGUUAGUUUAUUACAGAUGUACGUGUCACCCUGCUAGUUUCACAUUACAUGGCUCAACACAGACACAUGAAGUCAACCUGUGGAGCUUUUCCCCUCAGAAAUCAAUGUUGAGUCGCCGUUAUCACCACCGUUCAUGUUCUGUAUUUUGUAUAAAUUAUAUUUUGCUUAGUGGUUCACCUUAAUGCUCACUGUUUCCACAAUGGACUUAAUGGAGGUAGAAGGUAUCGGGGAGCUGGACUGGACUCUGGAGCACAUCUCUGCUGUAAAACUGUAUAAAGCGUCUCCAGUGUCCACAUUUAGAUCUGAUGUAGAUGUGAUCGUUCUGUCCAACUCAAACAACCCAACAUCACAUCCUCCUCGUUUCCGAAAAAGUUACCCUGCCCCCUCGUCAUUUUUCUUGUCGUCCUUGGCUUGUUCCAGUUUCAUGUGUUUCAUAAUUCGUUGAUAUUGUAGCCAGGACUAUUCUCCAUCUUGCUUCUUUGUUGCUAGUAGCUCAGCAUGCUUACUGUCUAAUGACGAUUAUGUAUUUUCACCCACGUAGUUGUUGUAUGUGGAUUAAAAACGCCGUUGCAUUCACA